GGAGCAAAAGGGCACAAUUAACACGAAAAAACAGAAAAUUGGAGAUAAUCAACACAUCAACCGCGGAGAUAAUUGUGAUGAGUCAUCAAUGAGAUAAUAGCUGGUGCGUAUGACAGCAUGUACCUGCAUACUAAUAAGGCAACACACAGAGCAGCAAACGGUUGCGAGUCCAGGAUUGCGGUAACUUCAAUACUAAUUCAAAAAGAGGGAGCAGCCGCUGAUUGGCGAGAAAAGCGGUUACAAGAGACGCAUACAAUGUGCGCUGGAACACGUCCAGAUGCAGACGCGUGUACAAUGACGCGUUGGAUCAAAGAGAUCAUCGAGAUGGUGGUAGUGGGAAAGCUGAAGAAAGCAACAAGGAAAAGCAAACGAGGAAAGCGAGCUAGGAAGUUGCGGAAAGGACGUAGAAGAGGGAAAGCGAGCAAAGUGUAGGGCUGCGCAAAAAGAUCAUAGUGGCAGAGCAAGGGCAGAGAGAGGCACAGAAGACGAUG
This is a messenger RNA of Ascoidea rubescens DSM 1968, 491 nucleotides long. RefSeq lists its product as uncharacterized. The record is from RefSeq and is a predicted model, not a curated record. The transcript has a single exon. NCBI's taxonomy places the organism in Eukaryota, Fungi, Ascomycota, Saccharomycetes, Ascoideales, Ascoideaceae. Bases 118 to 432 code for a protein of 104 amino acids.